ACGAGUGCACAUUUAACGCCUGUUUAGGUAAGUUCAUCCCCUCAUCCCAAUUUCCUUAGCGAAAAAAAAAAAAAUUUCCUUCUGUUAUCCCCCAAGAUAGUUGUCCCUCUUUCUUCCCUAGGAAAGGAGACAAUUCCACUGUCUUCCAAUCCAGAAUCAAUCUCCUCCUUAAACAGGUUAUCUCUUCCCAACGUCCUGCUUUUCUGAUGACAGCAGCUUCCCAGACCCUGCCUAGAUAGUCCUCAUAGAAGCAGCUGCCACUUUUCUCUAGACACCAAUCGCGGACCCUAGUUCCCAGUCUCUGGUCCCCGGCAUCCGCACUCUCCCCGCCCCCACCCUACCCCCACCACCAGCAGCUCUUGCUCACCUCGGCCCCGGACAGGAAGGGGUGCGAAGGCCCUGUGAUCGUCAGGUAAUUGUCAUUUCCUCCGGGAAACUAAAAACCAAAAGAAAGCCGCAGGGAUAAGUUAGGGGGAGCAGAGAGUUAGCUUGGGGCGACGGAUUCUGACCCCGACCUUCUGACAACACUCCCCAAACCGGGCCGUCUCUUUCCUCCCCGGCCAGCCACCUCGCCGCCCGGCUUCCCGCCUCUGCUUGAACCCCGUCGGCUGCGCUCUCUCGCCAGCCUUCUAAGUGUUCAGGGUCCUACCUCCAUCUUUACACAAUCGCUAUCAGCGUCUCAGUCCCCUCAUCGCUCCCACCGCCCCCACCAGACUCGGAACUUCCGUCACUUCCGUAAUGACGAAAGUCGUUCUCCACCGAUUGGAAGGAGCUCCACAGGGCCGCAGCGAGUCAGGCCCGGCAAGUCCAGGUGAUAGGAAAGGCUAACGCUCGCCCCCUGGAGUUUGGUGGAAUAAUGGCAUGUGGAAGUGCUAAAGGCGUCCCUGGGGGCGGUACCAGGGUAUUACCACCGCCCCAAACCGAGAGAGGAUUUCUGGGGAGAGCAAUAGAGAUGUGAUCUAGGCUAGAGGGACCGGAGGCGGCGGGAAGCGGGGGGCGGGGACGCAAAAUAAGGAGAUCGGUAGAUUGAGCAGCCAGAGAGGCCGGAGGUAAGUGGCUGUAGAUAUCGGGCGGACCCGGAAUCCAGAGGAAUUGGGACCAUGACUUAUGCUUAUCUCUUCAAGUACAUCAUCAUCGGGGACACAGGUGUGGGCAAAUCAUGUCUCCUCCUGCAGUUUACCGACAAGCGGUUCCAGCCUGUUCACGACCUCACAAUCGGUGUGGAAUUUGGUGCCCGUAUGGUCAACAUUGAUGGAAAACAAAUCAAACUGCAAAUCUGGGAUACGGGGAGCAGCUGGAGCACUGCUGGUGUACGACAUUACAAGGCGUGAAACCUUCAAUCAUCUCACCUCAUGGUUGGAGGAUGCCCGGCAACACUCCAGCUCCAAUAUGGUUAUCAUGUUGAUUGGGAAUAAGAGUGACCUAGAGUCCCGCAGGGAUGUAAAAAGAGAAGAAGGAGAGGCCUUUGCUCAGGAGCAUGGACUUAUAUUCAUGGAGACUUCAGCCAAAACAGCCUCCAACGUUGAAGAGGCCUUCAUUAACACAGCCAAAGAAAUAUAUAGGAAGAUCCAGCAGGGUUUAUUUGAUGUUCACAAUGAGGCAAAUGGCAUCAAGAUUGGGCCCCAGCAGCCGAUUUCAACAUCAGUGGGACCCUGCACCUCCCAGCAGAACUCUCGUGACCUAGGGUACAACUCUGGCUGUUGCUAAAUGUCUGGCCUGAACUCUUUUUUUUCUUCCUGGAACAGGUUCAGAUCAACAGGCUUAAAGGAAGAGGUCUUAUUUGCUUUGGCUGAAAGCAAACUCUUUCCAUGGUGUGAUGAUUUGCCUUUCCACUUAAAGACCAGGGAAGAAUUUGGGCCCUUACUAACCUGUCCUUCUUCAGGGAUGGGAACAUUCCCUACAGAUCAGGGCUCUUCUCAUCUUACUAUUUUAAUUUCUAAAAUGUUAGAAUUAUAAAGUUGUCACUAUCGUUCAAAAUUUUAAAAAUUAUUUUAUAAGCAUACACAAUCUGCUUCCCACCAAGAAUUAGUAAGAAGGGUCAAGGACAUUCUGCUUGAGCCCUUGAGAUUGCUGGGAUCUAGCUGGCCUUGUGUGACAGAUCCUCUAUCUAGGAAUUUCACUGAGUCUAACUUCCUUGCCUUUGGGGGUCCACUUGCCACUUCCUGAGAAUUCUCGUAGAAGGCGAUUCCUUUUAUUUGAAUUCCUCAAGGAUUCUGGGUACUUCUCUACCAUCCCACUGCUAGUUUUUUUCUCUCAGAGUAACUCCAAAACUUUUGAGAACAGUAGAGUUGGCCCUGGACCUCUGGUCAUUUAUAAUCAUUACCAAAAGGAAACUCUUUCCCUGCUCAUUUUGUUUUUAGGGAGCUAACAUUGCAGUGUCUUUCAUCAAAUAGACCUCUUACUUCUUACUAGACCUAUUUAGACUUUAUACUCUAACCAAGCUAAUCUACUUAUUGGACAUGACAUAUUUAUUCCCACUUCCAUUCCUUUGCAUGUGCCCUACUCAACACUAACAUUAUACUUGAAGUACAAACUUUUCCUUCAGGAAGUCUUCUAUGGCUGACUAAAGAGUUCUAAGCAAUUAUUGCCAUAGUACCCCUUAGCUUUCAUAUAUUAUUUAUAUUUAUUUGUAUUUAUAUUACCUUAUAAAUAUGUUUUGUAGUUGUUUUGUGGAGGACCUGUCCCCCCAUACAGGUUGUAAGCUCCUUGAGAGUAGGAACUGUCAUUCCUUUAUUUUUGUAAAUGCAACCACCCCCCCUUCUUCACAGUGCCUAGUGCUCAUUAUGUGAUCACUGAAUUUGACUGACUUAAAGACUUAGAACAGGUUCGUUUUAGACUUCAGAGGAAACAGAAGGCCUGAGAGUCAUCUCUUUGGUAACUCUAUCUCAAUUUCUUCUAUGUGCUUACCCUAGGUUCCACAUUGCUCUUCUCCCUGUCCUCUCCCACCCUUCCCUGGCUCUUUGCCUCUAUUCCAUACAGCAUACAGUGAGGCUGCCUGCUUCAAAGCAGUCAAAUAAGUGGGUACUUCAGUCAUUUUCCUUUUCAAGAGCAUAUAACAUUAUCUUAGCCAGAUUUGCCUUUGCCUUACUCAUCAUGUGUCCUUCUGGGUCAAUUGCUAUAUCUUAUUGCCUUGGUUUCCCAUUCUCUUCCAUAGAACUGAGGUCUCAUGAAUUUUUUCUAAUUUUUUGUUGUAGAUGAAUUGUUUCAUUAUUAAAUAUAUGCAUGUAUCCAAGCUGCUCAUA
This is a messenger RNA of Choloepus didactylus (southern two-toed sloth), 3242 nucleotides long. It is a transcript of the gene RAB2B, whose product is annotated as RAB2B, member RAS oncogene family. Gene Ontology annotation, molecular function: GTP binding; GTPase activity. The coding region runs from base 1108 to 1707 and encodes 199 amino acids. The transcript has 8 exons. Lineage: Eukaryota; Metazoa; Chordata; Mammalia; Pilosa; Megalonychidae. Gene Ontology annotation, cellular component: Golgi apparatus. The record is from RefSeq and is a predicted model, not a curated record.